UGGGUCCGUAAAUUUGGUCGAUGACCCGGUGAUCUAUUAUAAAUAAGGUCUGCUGCGAGGCUUAGGGUUUCUCGGCCGCCAUUGAAGAGUAGGGUUUCGCAAUCGUUUUGUUGGAGCGGCAACCAUGGUCACCGCGAAGAAGACUAAGAAGACUCAUGAGAGCAUCAACAAUCGGCUCGCUCUCGUUAUGAAGAGCGGGAAGUACACCCUUGGAUAUAAGACCGUUCUCAAAUCUCUAAGGAGCUCCAAAGGGAAGCUAAUCAUCAUUGCAAAUAACUGCCCUCCUCUUAGAAAAUCAGAGAUAGAGUACUACGCAAUGUUGUCGAAAGUUGGAGUGCAUCACUUUAAUGGAAACAACGUUGAUCUGGGUACUGCUUGCGGAAAAUACUUCCGUGUCUGCUGCCUCAGUAUUAUUGACCCAGGGGAUUCUGAUAUUAUCAAGAGCAUACCUGGUGAUCAGUGAGGAGAAUCCUAGGGGAGUAGCGUGUAACUCCUUUCUUAUGUUCACAUAUUUGGUCUGUUUUAGUAUCAGGUUUUUUAUUUCCCCUUUCUAGUUUUGGGAAGUCAAAUUUUGAUGGGUCUUAGCUAUUGCAAAGACAUGUUUCAGAGAUAGAAAAUCAAGUUAAGACA
Telopea speciosissima is the source of this 630-nucleotide messenger RNA. RefSeq names its product 60S ribosomal protein L30. Gene Ontology annotation, molecular function: structural constituent of ribosome; RNA binding. The coding region runs from base 125 to 463 and encodes 112 amino acids. Gene Ontology annotation, cellular component: cytosolic large ribosomal subunit. Lineage: Eukaryota; Viridiplantae; Streptophyta; Magnoliopsida; Proteales; Proteaceae. The transcript is spliced from 5 exons. The record is from RefSeq and is a predicted model, not a curated record.